Messenger RNA from Acanthocheilonema viteae, 774 nucleotides. The record is from the annotation of a GenBank genome assembly. NCBI's taxonomy places the organism in Eukaryota, Metazoa, Nematoda, Chromadorea, Rhabditida, Onchocercidae.
AUGGCAUAUGAAAUGGAACGUCCAGAUUCGGAAAUGGGUCGAAGAAGUACAGUAACAAGUAAACGUACUUCAAUAUGUCCCAAUACAACUUGUGUAUCAGAAAUAAAAGAAAUGCUUGAAGAGGAAGAAGAAAAACCAUUGGAUAUGUCAUGGCCUGAGAAAUUACAUCGUCAAAUUCUUUAUUUAUUCUUAUCACCAAUUUUAUUCCCAUUAUGGGUGACACUACCUGAUGUCAGGAAGCAGAAUGCGCGUAAAUGGUUUCCAAUCACAUUUAUUGGUUCCAUUUUCUGGAUUGCAUUUUAUUCUUAUAUAAUGGUUUGGAUGGCUAAUACUAUUGGUGAAACGAUUGCUAUGCCCACGGAGGUGAUUGGCUUGACAAUCUUGGCUGCAGGAACAAGCAUACCUGAUUUAAUUACCAGUGUUAUUGUGGCAAGGAAAGGCCUUGGUGAUAUGGCUGUCUCGAGUUCUGUUGGUAGCAAUAUUUUCGAUGUAUGCGUUGGAUUACCAAUUCCAUGGUUGUUAUUUUUUAUUGUUGAACCUCUUCGUAAUCCUGGUACUACACAAAAUUACAUUUCAGUUUCCAGCAAUGGUUUGAUAUGCAGUGUCGGUAUGCUUUUCAUCAUGCUCGUCGUACUUGUUGCAUCAAUUGCUUUAUCAAAUUGGAAAAUGAGUAAAUUAUUUGGAUUUGUCAUGAUUAUAUCAUACAUUGCAUUUUGUAUAUUUGCUGUUACCCUCGAAAUGGGUCAUUUUAUAUGUCCACUCAAAAUAUGUUAA